Odontomachus brunneus is the source of this 1860-nucleotide messenger RNA. RefSeq names its product ER lumen protein-retaining receptor (gene KdelR). Gene Ontology annotation, biological process: protein retention in ER lumen; endoplasmic reticulum to Golgi vesicle-mediated transport. Bases 187 to 825 code for a protein of 212 amino acids. NCBI's taxonomy places the organism in Eukaryota, Metazoa, Arthropoda, Insecta, Hymenoptera, Formicidae. The transcript has 3 exons. Gene Ontology annotation, cellular component: cis-Golgi network; membrane; endoplasmic reticulum. Gene Ontology annotation, molecular function: ER lumen protein retrieval receptor activity. The record is from RefSeq and is a predicted model, not a curated record.
GCACCAGGAGUAUCCAACUGCCACUGACGCGCUCCACUAGCAUAGUGUAUUCGAAAGGGGAGUCAGCCAUCUGCUUCAGCCGCAGCCGAAGCCACGUCAUAUUUGUGUGCUGCUGGAGAGCCGAGUUACGCGAGCUGUCGCUUUCGCGUUUUUUUUACAUAGAAUUACGUUUCCGCGGGCGCAGAUAUGAAUAUAUUUCGGCUUUUAGGCGACCUGUCGCAUCUCCUAGCCAUUAUUAUACUUCUCUUGAAGAUAUGGAAGACGCGGAGCUGCGCCGGUAUCAGUGGCAAGUCGCAGAUUCUCUUUGCAAUUGUUUAUACCAGUCGUUACCUAGACCUGGUAACGACAUUCAUUUCGGCAUAUAAUACAGUUAUGAAGAUCGUAUUUAUUGCAACGUCGCUCGCCACAGUAUUUUUGAUGUAUGUGAAAUUCAAAGCUACAUAUGAUCAUAAUCAUGACACAUUCAGGAUUGAAUUCCUGAUAUUACCUACAUUUGUGUUGGCACUGCUGAUCAAUCAUGAACUAUCCUUCGUGGAGGUCUUGUGGACGUUCAGCAUUUACCUUGAGUCAGUGGCAAUACUGCCACAGUUAUUCCUGGUGUCAAAGACAGGAGAGGCAGAGAGCAUCACCAGUCAUUAUCUGUUCGCGCUGGGAUCAUAUAGAGGCCUGUAUCUGUUCAAUUGGGUAUACCGCUACUAUGCUGAGGAUCAUUACGACUUGAUUGCUAUAGUCGCUGGAUUGGUACAGACGGUUCUAUAUUGUGACUUCUUCUACCUCUAUAUUACCAAAGUACUCAAAGGCAAGAAGCUACAAUUACCUGCUUAGCUUCUGUUCUGAGUAUUGUCCUUUCGUAUCGAAGGAACAUUCGACUGCCCGUUUUUCUACUGGCGUCGCCCGUAAAUCCAAGAUCAACUCCGGCGAUCCUAGAGACUCGAAGAAUACGCACUCGCGAGUGUACGUUAAGUACGGUUUCGCUAAGUACGGAGUAUCUCGCAGCAUCGUCCCGCCUUCCGUAACACUUCCUUCCCCAGCCCCAUGUAUCCAUCCCCUUGGGCGAUGUUUGCUUUCCGCGUGUCGCAGGACGAUGUUCUAAGUUAUGUCGAUUCUUUCGUACUUCAUUUGUAUCAUAUGCGUUAUUACGAGGCAUGAACCGGACACCUGUCAGUACAUGUCAUUUACAUGUCAGUGCAGUUUAAUUUAUAUAAAUUCAAGAAAUUUUAGACGACAUUGUUGGGAAAAAAACAAGAAAGAUAUAUAUAUAGAAAAAGAGAAAUUUUCAUUUAUAUUUACAGUUUAUAUUGUUGUAACUUUCAGUAAGUAAAUAUAGUGAUAAUGGUACCAAUAUAUCUUAUAAACUGACGCAUUGAUUGGAAGAUCCGCAUUGUUGAUUUGUGCCAUUCACGAGCAACACGUAGCGAUGUAUUCUACCAAAUUGGCGACCUGGACUGGCUCCUUCAGAGCUAUUGAAGGAUCCUCUACAUGUACGAUGCCAUUCUUGAGACUAGUCCUAUCCACAGACACGACAAAUGGUAUCAAGCACAUCUCUACGACUUGUUCUGUGCUCGCCAAUAUGGUACGGAUCCCGUUUGACCUGAGCAUGUUGUUCAAAUACAACACAAAGCGAUUCAAGUCCUCUAAAUCCGAUGAAGUUUCGUUCUCUUGUUUUUCUAUGCGAAACGUCGUUUUGUAAGGCGAUAACUUAGGAUGAAUAUACGCUCUAGUUGAUUUGCCCGACAUGUAACUAUCGCAGAGCAGAGCCAGACAGCCCCAAUCUAAAGAGGCGACAUGCUCGACCAUAUGCACGUCCGCGACAUUAUCUUUACUACCUUCAGUCUGUAAAUAAAUAAUCCAUUUAAAUAA